AUGUGGCCUACUGUUGUCUGUCAGCGAAGUGCCCUGGCGGUACUUGGGCUGCGGGAGAAUACACCGUACACGGAAGCGGAACUGAAAAGUGCCUUUCGUCUGCAGGCAAAAACACUACACCCCGAUGCUGGCGGCAGUGCAGAGCGAUUCCGCGAACUCCACGAUGCCUACGCCUCACUGUUAAAGAAUAUGAACAAGAAUGAUCAUCAUAACAAUCUCAAUGGAAAUGGGAAUAGUAGUAAAUGGAAAAAGGAAACGGCGUCUGAUGCAAAUGAGUACUCUAGUGAAACCAGUGAGGGAGGGGCAUUUUAUAAUAAUGCUCAUUCUCGUUGGUCUACACAUCAACAGGCAGAGUACGGUGGUUUGGGUUCGGCUUUUGCACGUAAUGAUACCUAUGGUGGCACCUAUGCAAACAACUCUACCCGUGACUUUUAUCGUCCAUACACAUCUCAUCCAUUUGCACAUGGAUUUACAGCUGAGGAGGUGUUGGAGGCGGAGCGUUUAAAUCGCCUUCGUGUCGCACGUGUAAUAUUUAAACAUGGUAUUCUAUGGAGUGGAAUUGUGUACUUUUUAUUUCUCUACUUCCGUGAGAAUAGGAUUCACCGGGCUAUUGAGGCGCGAAACAAGGGCUAUCUAGAUGAGUCUUAUUGGCAGAAACAGCAGGAGGAUCAUCGUCGUGGGCUGUCGUAUUCACCCAAACCACACUGGACAGAGACAACGAGUGAAGAUUUUAUGCAAACAUGUGAUAAAGACAUGGAAAGAAAGAAAAGAGCAAGUCAAUCACUCUUUCUUGGUGGGACUUCUAGUUUAUAUGCAAUGCGACCAGUGGCAAUUAGUUUUCAAGGACGCCCAUUUACAGCAACAGGUGUACGUGGUGAUCGUAGUGGUGUACCAAAGAAGGCUAAUACCUACGAAGAUGAUACACAUUACGAACCAGAUGACAUGAUGGAAAAUUAA
This is a messenger RNA of Trypanosoma theileri, 957 nucleotides long. Its product is annotated as putative chaperone DNAJ protein. Bases 1 to 957 code for a protein of 318 amino acids. The transcript has a single exon. NCBI's taxonomy places the organism in Eukaryota, Euglenozoa, Kinetoplastea, Trypanosomatida, Trypanosomatidae. The record is from RefSeq and is a predicted model, not a curated record.